CACGUUCCUACAAAGCCCAAUUAUAACUUGGACGUGGGUGAAUGAUUAGCGCUGUCUUGUCAAGGGUAUUUGAGUGCUUGUCAAAUGGUUCUACUGCCUAUUCUCCCUUCCCUCUAAUUCUUGCAUCCAUUUCCCUCAGGCUGAUCCCAAUCUUUGACUGUUCACAAUGAGCGAUGACCACAAGCUGAAACCUGCUUCAGAGGCUGGGUCCAGAGAAGCAACUGCUGGCGAGAUCUCGAGCCAGCCUCGUAGCGGAUUCUGUCGAGCCCUGCGGAAAUUUAAGAAGAAUAAUAUAGCUGGUAUUGUGCAGAAGCGCUUCAAGCGUUCCCGCCACCAAACCCCUGCUGUCCCGAACGCCGAUCAUGAAGGUACUUCAUCCAAUCAGAACAUUGGGAAUACGUCACCUCUGCACCCUUCCGACGGUGACAAGCCUGUCACAUCUGAGAAUCCCAGUGGCUGUGUGAACCAAGGAGCGCCCGGAGAACCUGCUUUGAAGGAUCAGGCUGCUUCGUCUGGCGUAGAGGAAGCUCCCGAUCCCCAAUCAGUUCAUGCUGGACUUCGGGGUGCCCGUGAGGGGGCGGAAAAUAUGAGACAACUCGGGAAACAUAUCACUUCAGUGGCAUCUGCAGCCAAGGAUGGCCCAGCAGGUCUCGCUGAUGUAGAUAAUUUCCAGACCACAUAUCUCCAACCACUCAGAAUUUUUAAUACUGUCAUUAAGAAUCUUGCGAAUGUACACCCGUAUGCAAAGGUGGCGCUGGGUGCGCUGUCUGCUGCAUCCGAAAUUAUUCUCGCUCAAACGGAACGCGACGAAUCGGUCCAAUCUCUUCUCGACAAAUUAGAAGAAGUCUACCGCUUCAUGUCACAAGAUGACACUCUUGGCCAGAUUUCAUCCAAACACAAUACCGCUGGACGGAUCGCCCAGCAGACUCUAGAGUGCGCGCGUUUCAUCAGGGACUACUCGAAGACAAAGAGCUUUUGUAAGUCAUGAGCCAUUGCUUUCUACAUAUUAUGAAUCUUGUACCAUUAUCACAGGGAAGAGACUCGGGAAAAAUGUUAUCUCGAAUACGAAUGAUCUAAUUGCACAGUACAACAAGGCUUUGGAUGACCUUAUGCAACAAUUUCGGGACCGAGCUGUUCGUGACGUAACCGAUCUUGUCCGGUUCACAAGUGAGGAUUUGGGCGUGCUUCUGACUUUGCAUCUACUCAUACCCUUUC
Suillus subalutaceus is the source of this 1215-nucleotide messenger RNA. RefSeq lists its product as uncharacterized. The transcript is spliced from 7 exons. Bases 167 to 988 code for a protein of 273 amino acids. Lineage: Eukaryota; Fungi; Basidiomycota; Agaricomycetes; Boletales; Suillaceae. The record is from RefSeq and is a predicted model, not a curated record.